This is a messenger RNA of Panthera uncia (snow leopard), 1890 nucleotides long. RefSeq names its product MOK protein kinase (gene MOK). The record is from RefSeq and is a predicted model, not a curated record. Gene Ontology annotation, biological process: intracellular signal transduction; protein phosphorylation. The transcript has 12 exons. Lineage: Eukaryota; Metazoa; Chordata; Mammalia; Carnivora; Felidae. Gene Ontology annotation, cellular component: nucleus; cytoplasm. Gene Ontology annotation, molecular function: ATP binding; protein serine/threonine kinase activity. Bases 173 to 1435 code for a protein of 420 amino acids.
ACAGCGAUACAACAUGGCGGCCGGAUCCUAACGCUCUCUGUCGAGGAGCCAGCGCGGAGGUACUGGUUCGGGACCCUGCCUCACAGGAGUGGAAGCCAGGGGGCCUCCCUUUCUGCCCCUUUCUUCUCCGUCCAGUGUCGGCAAGGGCUUGUCGUCGGCUUCCGCAUCCAGGAUGAAGAACUAUAAAGCAAUUGGCAAAAUAGGAGAGGGAACGUUUUCCGAAGUUACGAAGCUGCAAAGCCUGAGAGACGGAAGCUACUACGCGUGUAAGCAAAUGAAACAGCGCUUUGAAAGUAUCGAGCAAGUGAACAGUCUACGGGAGAUACAAGCACUGAGGCGCCUGAACCCACACCCGAACAUCCUCACGUUGCACGAAGUGGUUUUUGACAGAAAAUCUGGUUCUCUUGCACUAAUAUGUGAACUUAUGGACAUGAAUAUUUAUGAGCUAAUACGAGGGAGAAGACACCCAUUACCGGAGAAGAGAAUUACGUGCUAUAUGUACCAGUUAUGUAAAUCCCUUGAUCACAUGCACAGAAAUGGAAUAUUUCACAGAGAUGUAAAACCAGAAAAUAUAUUAAUAAAGCAGGACGUCCUGAAACUAGGGGACUUUGGGUCCUGCCGGAGCGUCUACUCCAAGCAGCCGUAUACCGAGUACAUCUCCACGCGCUGGUACCGCGCCCCGGAGUGCCUCCUCACCGACGGCUUCUACACCUACAAGAUGGAUGUGUGGAGUGCAGGCUGUGUGUUCUACGAGAUCGCCAGCCUUCAGCCCCUCUUCCCCGGAGCCAACGAGCUGGACCAGAUCUCAAAAAUCCACGACGUCAUCGGCACACCUGCGGAGAAGACUCUCACCAAGUUCAAACAGUCGAGAGCUAUGAGUUUUGAUUUUCCUUUUAAAAAGGGAUCAGGAAUACCUCUACUGACGGCCAGUCUGUCCCCGAAAUGCCUCUCCCUCCUGCACGCAAUGGUGGCCUACGACCCCGACGAGAGAAUCGCUGCCCGUCAGGCCCUCCACUCCCCUCUCUUCCUUCCCCACAGGGCAGUGGAGAAGCGGGCUCUGGCCAGCCACGGGAGGUCCGUCUCCUCAGAGCGCCCCGUGGCUCCGGAACUACUCCUUAACGGCUGGCAGAUUUCAAAGGAGGGCAGGAAACAGAAACCGUCCCUAAAGCCAGAGGAGGACGCUCCCACGAGACAGGGACCCGCCUGCCUGAUGCAACUGCCCAAACUGAAGCUUUCGGGGGUGACCGAACUGGCCUCGUACCCCAGCCCCGCGCUGCACUCCGUGUUCGGACCCGGAGCGAACAGCAAAGUCCCGGUGCCGAGGCCCCCGAAGUUUGUCGGCACAAACCAGAAGGCAGACCCGCAGAAGGACGCGAAGCCUAACCUGAAACAGUGUCGUCUGCCCUCGAUAGGGAGGAGAGGCGGCCGCUACUGAGCAGCACGCGCCGGUCGCCUGCCGGGGGCAGCACUGCGCGGAACCAGGUGCGGCCGGGCCGCCGCGAUCGCCUCCGAGCCUUGGGUGGAGGGCUCCGGGGAGAGCCCCGUCCCCCUCGCGGAGCCUGGCGCCCCGAGAGCGUUGCCCCGCUGGCCAGCCGGAGCCCGGGAUCUGCACCCCGAGAGCGGCCGUGCUGUGUUCCUGCCGGAUACGUUCGUCAGACCAGCUCAUUCGGGGCUUUUGUUUCAUUCUCGUAACGUAAGAACUGGGGGUAGAGAAUAUUUUGUAAUUUUUUAUCUGAUUCCGAAGAGAGAUCCGAAUUUAUGUUGCGUAUUUAGGCUCGGUGUCGCCGUGGCUGUGGGCGCGGCGCCUCCAGGACAUCGCCGAUGGCGCCGGGCGCGUUACGGCGUCACAGACUGUGCUGUCGGAGCUUUAUUAAAGAACAAGUAUCGUUA